Molecule: messenger RNA, 2163 nt
Organism: Aethina tumida (small hive beetle)
Lineage: Eukaryota; Metazoa; Arthropoda; Insecta; Coleoptera; Nitidulidae
Product: bicaudal D-related protein homolog
Exons: 7
Coding region: 210-1718 (502 amino acids)
Source: RefSeq, a predicted model, not a curated record
CCGAGUGCGAGGUGUUUUUUUCAUUUUCGGUAACUUCGUGCGCUUUUUUUUUGUGUUAUUUUUGUUUUCGCAAUACGCGACCGAACGGGACGGACAAUUGAUUGUGUCGCUUGAAGACGCAGGAUCAUUGCGAUUUGGGAUUAACUGGCGAUAUUCAGAGGAAAAAUGGCGUCUAUGAUGGAUUGCGUCCGGUAAAUCCCCCGCGAAGCAUGUUAAAACUGGAGGAGCUAGAAAAUUAUGUAGUAGAAAUGGAGAACCGUAGCCCGCUCAACCCCAACCAAUCCCAAAACAUCAACGAGGACCUCUGGACCCAGCUGCAGCAGAAGGAAAACGACCUCGUCCUGGCCGCCGAACUGGGCAAAGCCCUACUCGAAAAGAACGAGGAACUGAAGAAGCAACAGGACGCCAUCAUCGACGAGUACUCGAAAAAAUUGGAGGCAGUCGAACAGGACAGGCACGUGCUCAGACGGAAAUUGACCAGCAAGGAAUCAGAACUAGACGCCAGACUAAUCGAAUUACAGAACGACAUCACCGAACUAACAAACAAAUUAGCCUCCAAAGAUAAUCUCUUAAAACAAUGGGAACGUGAAAAAGCAACGCUGGUCGGCGAACUGACUGCGCAGAACGCCCGCCUGACCGCCCAGCUAAAAGAGGCGGCCGCCGCCGAGACGCAGCUGCGCCAACAGUUGGACGGCCUGAAGGAGCAGUGCGCGAUGGGCAAGAGCAACUUGCAGGAGCACAUGAGCAGCGUCGACGGUCUGCGUGACGAGCUCGAGAUACUGGCCGAGAAGAACAAGGAGCUGGAACGUAGGCUGCACAUGGCGGCCGCCGACCGCGACGGCAUGGCGAACGCGCUGGAGGAGGCGUCCGAUCGCAUACUGUUGCUGGAGCGGCACGCGAGGGAGCAGGAGAUGCGCUACCAGCAGAGCGUCAAGGACUACUCGCUGCCGCAGGAGAAGCUGAGCAUCGAGGAGCGGAUUGCCGUGAAUGACCAGCGAUCUCUAUUGUCAGAAAUGGACAUAUCGGAGCCGACACUGAGCCAGGAGUGCAUGUCGGUUUACAGGCAGCUCAGGUCGCUGGUGCACCAGCUGAAGUCGCACAGCGAUGACGACAGCGGGUUACAUUCGGACUGUUCCACUGUCUCGAUGGAGGACAGCUCCAGAUUCACGCCCGGCUUGCUCAGCGAGGUGGCCCAGGAGCUGGUCGGAUUGGUUUUGGACACCGACGUGGUCAGAUUGUUGGAGAGACUGGAGCAGGCGAGACGCGAGAUCCAGGAACGCGACGAAGAGCUGACCAGACGUUCCGAACGCAUAAUGGAGCUGAGCAGCAAAGCGUCGGUGUGCGAGGUCGAGCUGCAAGCGGCACUGGAGGACAGGGACAGGGCUAGGGUGGACGCGUCCAACACGUCCAUGAACCAGGACGAGAUUGUGUCGAAGGCACGUGAAGACCGUGACCAGGCGGUGCAGAGACGGACGAAGGCGGAGGUGGAACUGGCGAAGACGCGCGUCGAAUUGAUGCAGGCCAACAGCCAGCUGCUGGAGAGUAUACAGCAGAAGGUUGAGUUGAGCCAGCAGCUCGAGCAGUGGCAGAUGGACAUGCAGGAACUGCUCGACGAACAGCUGAGGAACAAGCUGAGCUCGCAGGAGGUGAAGAUGAGGGCCGGGGACGCGCCGGUGGUUCCGCCGAGACGAAGACUUUUGAGCUUCUUCAUCCGAUAGCAAGAGGCCUUAGAUAAUUUUGUACAUUUGAUUAGGUGCCGCGUUCGCGUGGACGUGCAGCUGCAGAUUUUGAUAUUCGUCAUGUUCUGGUGUGCGGUCAUCGUCUUCUUGGUCGUUUACAAGGUUCUGGUCGUGCUGUACGUCCUGCCGGUUUGCGUUGUCGGCGCGUCGUGCAAUAAGAUUGACCGUCGCGGCUGUAGGAUGUUAAAAUAGUAAAUUAAAAUCUGUGAUUUAAUUUAUGUUCUGUUAAUCGAUUAAUUAAUAGUGUUACCAUUUCUAACGUUUCGUGUUUUUAUGUCUCGACAUUUGAUUUUUGUUUGUAUUCGUGUACGAAUAAAAUUGUGAAUGUAAUCUAAUCCGUCCAAAAAUUUUAACAGUUGUAACUAAAGAAUCAAAAUUAAUGCUUUUAUCAUUCAAUAAAUAAAUUAUUUUAUUAGUACUAAAA